CGAAGAACAAACUGAAAUGGUUAGGAGCGCUAGAAGACUUGAAAGCAUUUGUGUUAACGGAGAUUGACGAAGAUACAGCAGAAAACACAAACUGGCGACCUCCUAGCGGCGGAACUUGGAAAUUUGAAAGUGAGUUACUGGCUGUUACAUGGCAAACCAAAAGUAUGAAUACAUCCUUUGAAGGAGAAAAGGGCAAAGACCUGACUGAACGAGUAAUUUCAAAUCUGAAGGAAGAAGGUGUGAAAGAACACAACAGCAUCGCCUUAGCUCAAAAUGACACGGAGGACGACGAUGCGAUAUAA
Paramuricea clavata is the source of this 302-nucleotide messenger RNA. Lineage: Eukaryota; Metazoa; Cnidaria; Anthozoa; Malacalcyonacea; Plexauridae. The record is from the annotation of a GenBank genome assembly.